AAAGAGAACCAACCACGCGAGAGAAGAAGCAAAGGAGGGGGAGGAGAAUAAGCCAACGAGGUGUCUGCCUUGGACUGAUUCUUAGAGAUCGCAUCUCUCUCUCUCUCUUUCGCAAUGUGUGGGUAAGGGAGGCAACAAAGCAAGAAAAACAAGGCAGGCAAACAAAGAAAGUUGGUGAAAACAAAGUGGAGAAGAGAAGAAGACGUUCUCUCUCUCCCUCUCUCUUUCAGAUUUUCGUCCCAUUAUUAUUUCGAUUCCCCUUCUCUCUCUCUCUCUUCACCUCUCUUUAUCUUUCCUGUCCCAUUUCUUCUUCUUCAUUGAAGAGUCCGCCUUGUUUCGGGGCUUCUCUUUCUCUCAUGCUCCUGGUGUGUGCACGUUAAUUAACCUGCCCCCACAUCGCUUCAUAUUCUCUUCACUGCCACCUUUUCCUCUUCUCUUUAAUAUAUAUAUACCUAUCUAUCUUCGUCUUCUUCCUUCAUUACCUUCUACAAUGGCUGUUCAAGCCCAAUACCCAUCUAAUGUUUUACUUCUCAACAGAAACGGGCAGGAUCAGAAGAACUUGAUUGGGAACGAUUAUAGCUUGCAGCCACAACUGAGUGGAUUCCUUGAUCAGUCCCAUAUGUUUUUCAACAAUGGAGUGGUGGCUAACCCACGCAAGAGGGGCCGAGAAACUGUUGCUACUGCGUCAGCCACAGCACAAAUCAAUCUAUUCUCUCUGCAAUCUCAGCCUCAACCAACUCUUGUAAACCUCUCUCAACUCCAUAAUCAACAACCCAACAUCGUCUCCACCGGACUCCGUUUGGCUUUCGGAGAACAACAAUUACAACAACAACAACAACAGGAACAGCUACAACAACAACAACAUCAACGGCAACAACAACAGCAACAGCCACAGCAGCAGCAGCAGCAGCAGAGUUGCUUCCCUUCCUCUUACAGUACUACUCUUACAUCCUUCUUAUCAGAGGAGCUUGCUCCCCAAAUCAAACAACAGAGAGAUGAAAUCGAGCAAUUCCUUCAAGCCCAGGGAGAGCAGUUGAGGCGCACAUUAGCAGAAAGAAGGCAGAGGCAUUACCGUGCGCUAUUGGGCGCAGCAGAAGAAUCAGCAUCAAGAAGACUCAGAGAGAAAGACGCAGAGGUUGAAAAAGCAGUUCGCCUAAACGCCGAGUUAGAACAACGAGUCGCACAACUCAGAGUGGAGGCUCAGGUAUGGGAAGCCAAGGCGAGAGCACAAGAGGCGACGGCGGCGACGCUGCAGGCACAGCUACAGCAGGCUAUGAUGGGAGGAGUGGCAGAGAAUAAUAGGGCGGAUGACGGUGAGUCUGGUGGUUGUUGUGAGGGACACGCGGAAGACGCCGAGUCGGCUCACAUUGACCCGGACCGUGUCGUGGAGUCGUUGUCGUCGUGUGGACCGAUGUGUAAAGCUUGCUGGAAACGAGCAGCCUCGGUGGUGUUGAUGCCGUGUAGACAUCUCUGCGUGUGUACGGGCUGUGAUGCAGCCGUGGAUGUAUGUCCUCUCUGUUACUGUCCUCGAAGUGACAGCGUUGAAGUCUUCCUCUCCUAAAGCCCAAUGGGCCCCAGGCCCAGGACCAGUACAGAGAAAACCAUAAAAGAAAAAUAGAUUAAUUUAAAUAAAAAAAUUUAAAAGUGGAAAUCUAUAGUGUGGUUCAACUGGGUUCCUCUCCUUUUCCUCUUCAAAACUCAAUUUUCUUCAUUUUCCCUUUCUUUUUUUUUUUUUUAAUCCUAACAUUUAAUGUACAUUGGGUGAUGCCAUUUUUUUCUCUUUAUUUUGCUAAAAUUAUAGACUUAUAAAUUCUUUCAUUAUACUUCA
Messenger RNA from Macadamia integrifolia, 1828 nucleotides. Its product is annotated as BOI-related E3 ubiquitin-protein ligase 1-like. The coding region runs from base 491 to 1561 and encodes 356 amino acids. The transcript has 4 exons. NCBI's taxonomy places the organism in Eukaryota, Viridiplantae, Streptophyta, Magnoliopsida, Proteales, Proteaceae. The record is from RefSeq and is a predicted model, not a curated record. Gene Ontology annotation, molecular function: ubiquitin-protein transferase activity.